UCUCGAGUGUCUACUUAGAGCCACAUUGGGCGUUGCCUUAUCCACAACUUCACCCAACUCAACACAGCUCCCAUUUUCUCUUCUUCAAUUCUCUCGCAGAAAUGGCUUCCGCCAGCGCUAUCUCUUCCGCUUCCAUCCUUCCUUCUCCUUCUAAAGAGUGGCGAUUGAAGAACAGCAGAGCGACCCAAUUGCGGCAGGGACAGAAGCAGAAGCAGAGCAACAACCGGUUUGUGGUGAGGGCUAAUGCUAAGGAUAUUGCUUUCGACCAGAAAUCCAGGUCUGCCAUGCAGGCCGGCAUCGAUAAGCUCGCCGACGCCGUUGGCCUCACUCUCGGCCCCAGAGGGAGGAAUGUUGUUUUAGAUGAGUUUGGUAGCGUCAAAGUUGUGAAUGAUGGGGUGACUAUCGCGAGGGCCAUUGAGUUGCCUGAUCCCAUGGAAAAUGCUGGUGCUGCAUUGAUCAGAGAGGUUGCUAGCAAGACAAAUGAUUCUGCUGGUGAUGGCACCACUACAGCGUCGAUUCUUGCUCGUGAAAUCAUCAAACUCGGUCUCCUCAAUGUCACCUCCGGUGCCAAUCCGGUGUCGCUGAAGAGGGGCAUUGAUAAAACUGUGCAGGGUUUGAUUGUCGAGCUUGAGAAGAGAGCUAGGCCCAUCAAGGGAAGGGAUGACAUCAAAGCUGUUGCUGCAAUCUCUGCUGGAAACGACGAGAGCAUUGGAACUAUGAUUGCGGAUGCAGUUGACAAGGUUGGACCGGAUGGUGUCUUGUCAAUCGAGUCAUCUUCCUCCUUUGAGACCACAGUCGAUGUGGAAGAAGGAAUGGAGAUUGAUAGAGGGUACAUCUCCCCACAAUUUGUCACCAACCCUGAGAAGCUGCUCGUGGAGUUUGAGAAUGCGAAAGUGCUGGUUACGGACCAGAAGAUCUCCUCAAUCAAGGACAUCAUCCCUCUGCUGGAGAAGACGACACAGUUGAGAGCACCUUUGCUCAUCAUUGCAGAAGAUGUCACAGGGGAGGCUUUGGCCACCCUCGUCGUGAACAAGCUUCGUGGCAUUGUGAAUGUGGCAGCAAUCAAAGCACCCGGUUUUGGGGAGAGAAGGAAAGCCCUUCUUCAAGAUAUUGCCAUUAUGACUGGAGCUGAGUAUCAAGCAACUGAUUUGGGCCUGUUUGUGGAGAAGACUGAUGUGGAUCAGUUGGGAACUGCAAGAAAGAUCACAAUCAGCAAAGAUUCGACAACGGUGAUCGCAGAUGCUGCCUCUAAGGAUGAGCUGCAGGCGAGGAUUGCUCAGCUGAAGAAGGAGUUGAGCGAGACUGAUUCUGUGUACGACACCGAGAAACUAGCGGAGAGAAUCGCUAAGCUGUCGGGAGGAGUUGCUGUGAUCAAAGUCGGAGCAGCAACGGAGACGGAGCUGGAGGACAAGAAACUGCGCAUAGAGGACGCCAAGAAUGCAACAUUCGCAGCCAUUGAGGAAGGGAUUGUCCCCGGAGGUGGAGCUGCGUUGGUCCAUCUGUCGGGCUAUGUCUCCACCAUCAAGGAGAUGCUCGAGGACCCAGACGAGCGACUUGGUGCUGACAUCAUCCAGAAGGCGCUUAUAGCACCGGCGUCUCUGAUAGCACAGAAUGCGGGGGUGGAGGGAGAGGUGAUUGUGGAGAAGGUGAGGGCUAAGGAGUGGGAGUUUGGGUACAAUGCGAUGAGUGAUACCUUUGAGAACUUGCUGGAAGCCGGAGUGAUCGACCCAGCUAAGGUGACGAGGUGUGCAUUGCAGAAUGCAGCCUCUGUGGCCGGAAUGGUGCUAACCACUCAAGCCAUUGUGGUGGAUAAACCCAAGCCGAGGGCGUUCCCUGCAGCUGCUGGCUCUGCUACUGAUGCCCCAGUCGGCAGUUAUUCAGUGUAGAAUAGGUUUUGAAAUGGGAAGUCACAUGCUUCUACUUUGUAGGAUUCAUUCAGCGCGGGAGAGAGAGUUCAAGUAUUGUUAUUGUUGUUGUUGCGUAACAUAAAAACAGUUUUGCCAUUUGGAAAGGAAAUUGCAUUAGUUUAUCGCUUA
This is a messenger RNA of Salvia splendens (bonfire salvia), 2036 nucleotides long. RefSeq names its product ruBisCO large subunit-binding protein subunit alpha. The record is from RefSeq and is a predicted model, not a curated record. Gene Ontology annotation, molecular function: ATP-dependent protein folding chaperone; ATP binding. The transcript has 8 exons. NCBI's taxonomy places the organism in Eukaryota, Viridiplantae, Streptophyta, Magnoliopsida, Lamiales, Lamiaceae. Bases 102 to 1886 code for a protein of 594 amino acids. Gene Ontology annotation, biological process: protein refolding.